AUGUGGCAGACUCUCAUGUCUACGAUCUUGCAGCGCAUUGAUGUGUUUCUGCAUCCAGCAAACACAUCAAACGGUUGCGAGAAGGGAUGGAAGGCUCGAGCUCGGGCACUAUGCCACAAUGCGGUCCUCGGUUGCAAUACAGAAGAUGCUGCAACGCUUUCCUUGCGUCGACAUGCGGAAGGGAUGCUCUGCAAACUUGAUCAGGCUGUACUGAUGCGAGUAUCGUUGCUCUCAAAUCGACUUAAAACCAGCAAGAGGUUAGACCAGCAAGGUUGGUGGCCAGGUGUUGCGCUGGCAGCGCCUAGUCCCGAUGUCGCAUACCUCAAGGCGCACUUGGAACUGCUCGAAGAGCUAUUUGCAGUCGACUUUGAGGAUUUAGAAACCAAAGGGGAUCUGAAGAAACUGGUGUUUGAUUUGCGCGUGGAGCUUAACAAGGAGCGAAGCACCAUGGCAUCUCUGCAGCGGACAUACAUACGGGAAGUGAAGCGAACCGAUUUUCUUGAGACACUCUUAAAUGCCAGCAAUAACGAGCACCUGGCUCUAUUGGACGAGCUGCGCGGCCUCAAGAAAGAAUUGAUGUUCGAGAAGGAGAACGCCCUGCAGCAGGGGAAAUCAACUGAGGGUAUCGAAGAGGGCGCGCGUCUACUCAUCGAAAGCCUGAGAAACGACAAACGGCGGCUUGAAGGGCAAAUGCGAAAUGCAUUGAAUACUGGUGACAUCAUGGCAGCAUCUCUAUCAUCUGCUCACAUCGAAUGUGAUCGGUUGUGCCUUCUUAGGGAUUACGCAAAAUGUAAAGCGCAUGAGGCAAACAUGCGCGCAGAAAUCGCUGAGCAAUCUCUGAUUCAUGAUGAGCAACAUCUCAAAGAACUUGAAGCGACCUUAGAAAAGUUGGGUGAUGCACGUGCUCAAAUUCGAGCCUUGGCCACACAAAAGGUUGAUGAUGAGAGGCAAAUCAUCAUCGAGCGACAAUUGCGCGAACAAGCAGAGCUUCGAGCAACCAAAUUUGAAAGGGGGUUCAUAGACGCUCAAGCGCGAGCAAACAGCGAGCGAGAGAUCGCCGAAAGUUUCAAAGCGGAGAUCGUAGUUCUACGACAAGAUCUUCAGAAUGCUAAAGAUGCGCUGAAAACUCGCAAGGCUGUGAAUAACAUUCCAAAAAUGCCUUUCAAUUUAGAUCGAGUGCUCCGCGAAGAGCUGGAAACAGUGAGCCAGGAUGCUGAAAAGACAGCAGCUCAGCACCAGGAGGAAAUUUCGCGCCUCCAAUGCCAUGCACACUGUAUAUCCGAAGCGGGGGGGCAUUCAAAGAAAUACAAGGCAGCACCUUCGCCCGCACCUAUAUCCAAAAAUCAACUAAUAUUAGAGCCUGCUCUCCACAAUAUCACGCAUGCAGCCUUGUCGAUAGAGGCGGAGGCCGAUGCGGGACACGAUCGAACAGCCAAAAACUGGGCUGUGCGGCAGAAGAUUCUGGAUGAGACAGAACCUGUGGAAAAAUCGAAGGUCAAGUGGGACUUUCGAGCAAGACAAUCAAAGCUUCCCUCGAAGGAUCAUUUCGAAAACCUCCCUUGUACCAAGCCCCGUGUCCUAAUGCCCAAAGUGGGCAAGAUCGUCGACUCACCGGUCCAACGCACCGAGGCUAAUUUGCCGGUCCACCAAGCACUAGCCGAAGCUUCUAUGGUCACAUCGCAGAGCUAG
Aureococcus anophagefferens is the source of this 1689-nucleotide messenger RNA. RefSeq lists its product as hypothetical. Bases 1 to 1689 code for a protein of 562 amino acids. Lineage: Eukaryota; Pelagophyceae; Pelagomonadales; Pelagomonadaceae. The transcript has 2 exons. The record is from RefSeq and is a predicted model, not a curated record.